CCAAAGAAUCGCCCAAAUCAGGCCAACCGUUGAAGCCCUUGCGUAGGCCCGUCUUCUCUCUCGUUGUUCCUCUCUUCUCCCAUCUCUGAGAGAAGUGGAGGAUCACGACGACGAAGAAGAAGAAGAGAAAGCCCCUUUCCCCUUCAACGAUCCAAUCCUUCCUCUCUCUUUGGGAGCCCUAUUGCAUGGUUCUUCCCUCCCUCUCCAUGGCUCUGAUUCGAUUCCCAAAGUGAUUAAUGAUGAUGGCGUCCGCAAUCUUCCAAGGGGAUCGACAUUCCCUCGUUUGACGAAGAAUUCGACACUUUGGGGCCCAUUCCCUUGGACCCAUUUCGUUGGUUCUUCGCGAGACCAGAAGAAGAAGAAGAAAAACUCGUAUCGCAAAACCUCGUUAAUUCCCUAACCCUAGUUUCGCCGAUUCGAGGGAUCUGGGACGAAGCACAUACAGAUGCGAAUGUUUGUCAAUUCGCUCGCAACUGUUGUUGUUCAAUGGGAUCGCCAUCUUUGAUCUUCGUUUUCGUGAGUUUGGGAGUCUUCUUCAGCCCUGUCGCGCCGGUAGUCCAAUCUGAGAAGCAAAAUCAAUCUCCGCCUCCGCCGCCCGCCUCUCUGCCGCCUCCUCCCUCCGGAUCGCCACCUCCUCCGCCCUCUUCGUCGCCGCCUCCUCCUCCAUGGUCGCCUCCGCCUCCUCCUCCACCUCCACCUCCAUCUCCAUCUCCAUCUCCACCCCCGCCAUCGCCUCCUCCGCCACCGCCUUCACCUCCGCCGCCUUCUCCCCUCGAAGCGCCACCGUCACCGAGGAAACGCCAUCAUCCGGCGGCAACGAUACCACCCCCUCCGUUAAAUCGCAACCGUGGAAAUGGAAGCCCGUCCUCUAAACAGAAGCUCAAUUUGGGGAAGAAAAUCGGACUGUUGUUUUUGGGCAUUGUGGUGAUAAUGCAGAUUGGCGUGGCGGCGUUCCUCGUAAUCAAGAAACGGCAAUUGAUGAAGGAUGUUCAUGGAUAUUGAAAGAAACCACAAUAGAUUUGAAUGCUGAUGAUCUUCCAUUCACAUUGCUUAUCUUGCUUUCUCAAAGGAUAUUGCAUUGAGAUGAGGACUUGAGGUAGGGUUCCAUUCAAUAGAGAUUCUUCUUCCAGAGAUACAGAUUAUGAAUCCAAAUGCGGAAUUGAUGGAAUAUACUGAGGAUUGUCUCUAUUGGGGGGUUGUAUCUGUGUAAAUGGGUAAUUCUUGAUUGGCAUUUUUUUUCUCCCUUUUCCUUCAACUAUUCAAUUUGUUUAUUGUUCUAUUAACUUUACUUGUCUUGCUUUGUCCAUCGGGCUUAUAAGUCGAAAGCAGAAGAGACUCUUGAUUGAAAACUGCACUGUGGUGCUAUUGACUACUUUGCUCUUCUUUUGGCUAA
Molecule: messenger RNA, 1393 nt
Organism: Diospyros lotus (date-plum)
Lineage: Eukaryota; Viridiplantae; Streptophyta; Magnoliopsida; Ericales; Ebenaceae
Product: sulfated surface glycoprotein 185-like
Exons: 1
Coding region: 487-1002 (171 amino acids)
Source: RefSeq, a predicted model, not a curated record